Mytilus trossulus (common blue mussel) is the source of this 1541-nucleotide messenger RNA. RefSeq lists its product as uncharacterized. The coding region runs from base 22 to 999 and encodes 325 amino acids. The record is from RefSeq and is a predicted model, not a curated record. The transcript is spliced from 8 exons. NCBI's taxonomy places the organism in Eukaryota, Metazoa, Mollusca, Bivalvia, Mytilida, Mytilidae.
UUAAAAGCAAUUCCAAAUGAUAUGAAUCCAACAGACAUUUUGUCCGGUUCAAGCCAGCAGUUUACUUGUACAACUGAUGAAGGUAGACCGUCAUCAAGGAUCCACUGGUAUAUGGCUGGUGUGAACAUAACUGAUGAUGUUGUUGUUAAGCCUGAUACGUGCAAUCAAGGAUGUAAUGGCAAAGUGUUAUCAUCAAGUGUUCUGAUAUACAUUGGUCAUAUCACUGACAUUGGGAAGACCAUUUACUGCACAGCUUCUAAUUUAGAUGAAACAAGUGUUCGAUCACAAGACAAAAUGUUGAAUAUAUUAUUCAAACCAGUCAUCUCUGAAAUACCAGAUUACAACAUUACAGAAGGGAGCAAUUUGAACAUUGCCCCUACAAUAAAUGCAAAUCCAGAUCCUAUAUCUGUAUGGUGGACACGUCAAAAUAAACCCGAAUUCAUAUUACAUGGUACGAGCCUUACAAUAAGAGGCAUCCAAAGAGUGUCAAGUGAUAACUACACGUGUCAUGCUAUGAACACUAUAACAGCUCAAGGACAUCCAACGAAGAAUAGAACAUCCCAGGAAAUAUUUAAUGUCAAUGUACAAUUUUUACAACGGCAUGGAGAUGCAGUUAAUGAUACUGCAGUUGGAGUAGGAACAGGGAUUGCUGUUACCAUCUUUAUAAUCGGAGUUACCAUUUUGAAUAUUUUUUUGUUCAGAAAACGUCGACUGUCCAAGAAAAAAGAACAGAGCAUCAGCGAAGUUUAUGAAACAGAAUUUCAUUUGCCAAGACAAACGCAACAGACAGACACACAUUUAUAUAAUGAUUUGGGAGAUCUUAACACGAAUGCUAUACAACAACAAAAGAGCCCAGACAGAAGCUCGAACUGUUAUGAAGAUGUUGGUGAAGGAAACAGCAAUACAGCUGGUUAUGUUUACGAAAAUUUGAACAUAUCAGACAAUGAAAAACAAAUACACCACAGGGACCCAUCAUUAUAUGUGAACAUGGACCUAUAGCCUUCGACAAUAUACUUAUUGUACAGAUGUGUCUUAGUACUUAUAUUGAUGUAUUCUUCAACUUUAAUAUACAGUCCGUUAUUGAGAAAACACAAUACAGCUAUGGACAAUGUUCUGAAUAAAUAAAUAGUAGAAUAUAAAGACCAUUGAGGACGACAGAACCCAAAUGUGAUAUUUUAUAUUUUUAAUGAAGUAUGGAGUUCGCUGUUUGGUGCUCUAGCAAAUUAGACAGAUUCUCUUCACCAUAAUUGAAUUUUUUGGGAGUUCUAUGUAAAAACAAUUCCAUGAUCUGAUUGAUAUUUUUUUUUUACCAAAACACAUUAUAUAACGAACGUUUUGUGUAUGAAUAUUCUAAAACGGAAUAAUCGAUGAUAUGCAAGGAACAUUUUUGUUUUAAUUUUUUUUAUUUUACACAUUCAUACAUCAAUGCUCGGAAUCGUACGAAUAUAUGAGUUGUGUGGGAGAAUGAGUGCAGUAAAGGCUGUACAACUUACCCUGAACGUUAGUUAAUUCUUCACAAAUAUAUGUUUUGUAAUGUCUUA